Molecule: messenger RNA, 996 nt
Organism: Lottia gigantea (owl limpet)
Lineage: Eukaryota; Metazoa; Mollusca; Gastropoda; Lottiidae
Exons: 7
Coding region: 1-996 (331 amino acids)
Biological process (GO): late endosome to vacuole transport via multivesicular body sorting pathway
Cellular component (GO): multivesicular body
Source: RefSeq, a predicted model, not a curated record
AUGGCGUCGUCAACACUUCCUCCAUUACCUGCCAAGUUAAAACCUAUUCAACAUUAUUUAAAAACGGCUAUAGAACAUGAACAGCGAGAUGCAGUGAUUGCAUAUUACUGUCAGUUGUAUGCAAUGCAAAAAGGAAUGGCUAUUGAUAGGAAAUCUCCUGAUUGUUUGAAAUUUCUCAUGUCUUUAAUGGAGCUGCUUGAAAAGAAAAAGACAGAAUUCAGUGAUAAUGAAGCUAUUCACAAUGAAGUUGUUGGACAAGCCCAUGUUGAAAACUAUGCUUUAAAAGUUUUUCUGUAUGCUGAUAAUGAAGAUAGAGCUGGAAGAUUUAACAAGAAUGUUGUCAAGUCUUUCUAUACAGCUGGCAUGUUAUUUGAUGUCUUAUCAAAUUUUGGAGAAUUAUCUGAUAUGGUUGAAAAAAAUAGAAAAUAUGCAAAAUGGAAGGCAGCUUAUAUACAUAAAUGUCUGAAGAAUGGAGAGACCCCUGUACCUGGUCCUUUACCUGAAGAUGGUGAUUGUAACCUACUAUUGGACAAUAAACAUAGUGUUAUAUGUAUUACAGAUGAAGAAGUAGGUCAACCACCAGCCCAUAUAGCACAAGAUGGUAUGAUGCCACCACCUUCUGGAGGAGGAAGUAUGCCACCACCUUCUGGAGGAGGAAGUAUGCCACAACCUGGUGGAUCGGGUGGUUUAAAUCUACCAGGACCUAUGGAUGGUAGUAUGUAUAAUCCUGCUACAGGAUCCUAUGCACCUCCAACAACUCCUCAAGACACACCUAGAGCAGUAACACCAGUCAAUCCACCACCACAACAACCAGUUAAUACGUCAUGGGCUCCACAACCCAAUCCAGCUGGAGUGAAUUUAAGUACAUCAGAAUAUCAAAGGGCGAUGAAGUUAUGUAAAUUUGCCAGUAGUGCUCUUCAAUAUGAAGAUUCUAAAACAGCCAUUGACAACUUAUCAAAAGCUUUAAAACUGUUGACAACUGGGUCUGAAUCGUAG